AUGGUUCAUGACACUGGGAAUCAAGGUAACUUUACGUCUUUCACAACGGCAAAUUUCGGAGCGUAUUAUUGUUCAGCUCGUUGUUAUGCCAACCUGUUACUGUUCGUACAGCCUCUUGAACGAUGCUUUCGUGCACAAGUUACAUGUUAUCCUUGUGACUGUAUCAAGCCUCAAUGUGAAAUUUAUGGAACCUGCUGCCCAGUCAUGAGUUCCCUGGAAGAAAGAAUAGCAGACAUAUCUGCAUGGCAAAUAUGGUCAGCGCCGCCAUAUCAUAAUCAUGUGCAUAAGACGUUGCCUAGAAACGAGACUCAGCAUAGAAACAAGACCCAGCCUAGAAAACAUCCCCAAAGUCCCCAUACACAAAGUUUCCAAGAAGCUCCAGGUAAGCGACAGGUUCAGAAGCCGCCCAAACAUACUAGAAUGGGGUGCGACGAUCGUUCUCUUCAAGGUUUCAGUUUCCUGUACCUUCGGUCAUGCCCCUUGAGCUUCACUGAUCAGCACAUAAGGAGACUGUGUGAGGAGGACCUUGCAGAACAUGAGCAGUCACCCACAGCUUGGACGAUGUCGGUCAAAUGUGAGAACUACCUUCGUGUGUACAGCGCCACAACUAAAGACGAGCUCAUCCAACUUAGCUUUCGCCAGGACUCCUUAUGCUCCAUCCGUCAGCAAUUUCCAGCAGAGCUAGUUCCCCACAAGUGCGACAGCCAGUGGCACGGCGAGGUCCUGGAAUCCUGCAAUGAGACAGGGCAGUGGUCAGCAGCUAACCCCGACAUCGCUGCUCAAUGCGAGAACAUGUCGGACAUCUCCCAGAGAGUACGUGUUUACCAAGAAAACACUACCUUCCGCUAUUACAAAAAUAUUUUCUGUGCUAUUUGUAAUUCCGAUUCUAAUUUCCUUGACGAUUAUCUUUGCAACCUUCAGCAUGAAUUUCGAGGUUGUUGCUAUAGGGCAUCGACUUCUGAUUUGGUCACUGUAUACCCUGGUCCUCCGGAAAGGAAAAUGGUUCUUCCAUUUUCAUUACUGCUUGGCUCUCUUCAUGGCAAACAUAAACCACCGUUAGAGUCUGGAAAAAAGUUUAAAGACUGUCAUGUCACUGAGUGGUCUAGUCCAGACGGCACAUGUCUCCCCUUGCAAUGCACGCGUGGAAAAUUUUUUGAGGGUGGAAACUGUACAACAGCUAUACAAGAUAUCAAUGGUCUUGGGUAUAGAGCAAGAGUUGUGUAUCUGCCAAAAGACAUUAAAUAUAUUAACUUGAGUCAAAUAAACUCCACUGAAAUGUUAAAUUCGUUCAUGACAUAUUUGCAAGAACAACACAUCUUCAGCCCAGAUAUCUCAGAGACAGAAAUUACGGCAUAUUUUAUUUGGGAAGAAAUGAUCUCGCUAGACACAAACACUGGACGUUCACCUAUAACCUCUGAUAGGAUCUUUAACAAUAAAAUCCGUAAUGUAACACAACAAUUGUCCACUGAUCAUUCGCGAUUUUUCUUUUACGUCGACACGUAUAUUAUUGCAAAUAAGUCCCUUACUAGAGAUCUUUUUGAGGCAGCAUAUCUUAGGACUUUUCUUGCGAACACGUCUGAAAUACAGAUUACAGAAAACCUGACAGUCAUGAUGGCACCAAAGAUUUUACCGCAGCUGCGCGAUUUAUCAGGAAAUUCGUGUCUUUUUUCUGAAGAAAAAUCAGACAUGCAGACGACGGCAAAUGCAUUAAUGUCUAUCAAAACAAUGUUAAAUAACACGAUGUGGAAUUACAAAGAGGAGUUUAUAUUUUCUUCACUAGUUCUCACCUGCGUGCAUGUUUCAUUUAACAAAUCCUAUUAUAACAUUUCUGUUAACUGUAGUGAUUUUCCUCCAACCUGGCAAAUCAAAUUAAAGUUGGGUGAAAUAGUACUAACUUUUUCUGACUUGUCGGACACAAACAGACUGGCUGUAGAAGACGAUAAUCGAAACAGUGAAGGCCGCAUCUUUGUGUGCCAGGAUCUGCUGGAAGAGACAAUCCUAAAACUGAAGGACAACUCAUAUAAUUCUUAUAAAAGCGAGAUCGAGCUAUGGCUCUACUAUCUGACUCAUAUCUGUAUAGGACUGUCUCUGUUAACUCUGCUUAUUACACUGGUUGUGUAUUUGCUUUGUGUAUCCUUACGCAAUGAAGCAGGAAUUAAUAACAUGUUUCUGUCCGGAACUCUGUUUCUUGCUCAAGCUUCCCUGUUGGCAAGUUCCCAUGUAGAAGGUCCGAAUUCACUUUGCAUUAUCGUAGGAAUCAGCACGCAUUUCUUGUGGCUCAGUAUGAUCACGUGGAGCUUCAUCUGUUGCUUCCACAUGUUUCGGGUUUUUACCACCAAGACAGGAAUCUCCAAAUGCACGAGUACUUCUCAGAGAAACAAGCGCAUAAAGAAAGCCAUCAUUGGCGUCAUUGUGCCAGCUCUGAUAGUGGUGCUAGUUGUCAUUAGUACGUACUUCACAUCUGCAGGACAGAGAAUCGGGUACACAGACACCUAUCCUUGUUACCUGGACUCCAGUUUGUUAGCCAUAGUAUCCCUAGUAACGCCUCUUGGGGCGGUGACACUUGCCAACAUAUACUUCUUUGCUUCUACUGUUCAGCAAAUACAAAAAGUAAAGAAAUUGCAAGCUCACCAAGAUUUUAACCAGAAGGAGAGUCAAAAUUUCAUCAUUUACAUCAAGUUAUCGUCUCUGACUGGAGCCUUUUGGACCAUGGCUAUCGUCUCCGAAUACACUGACAAUGAUCCUCUAAGAUUCAUCGCCAUUAUUCUCAACGGGCUUCAGGGUGUAUUCCUGUUUCUUUCAUUCGUCUGCACAAAACGUGUGACCAAGCUUUUCUUUCAAAUUCUGCAGCAAGAAAACUGUAGUCCAAUUACAAAUAUUUCCAAAAGUACAAAGGAGUCCAAAGACAAAACAUUAGAAAAGUCUUCUACCAUGUGA
This is a messenger RNA of Candidula unifasciata, 2937 nucleotides long. NCBI's taxonomy places the organism in Eukaryota, Metazoa, Mollusca, Gastropoda, Stylommatophora, Geomitridae. The record is from the annotation of a GenBank genome assembly.